AUGUCGAUCAUGAACAGCUUCAUUAAUGAUAUGUUCGACCGCCUGGCCACUGAGGCCAUUAAGCUCAUCCGUUACAGUAAGAAGAAGACGCUGACUAGCAGGGAAAUCCAAACUGCCCUGAGGUUGCUCUUGCCUGGUGAGCUCUCUAAGCAUGCCGUUUCCGAGGGUACGAAGGCUGUUACUAAGUAA
This is a messenger RNA of Perkinsus marinus ATCC 50983, 189 nucleotides long. RefSeq names its product histone H2B variant 1, putative. The coding region runs from base 1 to 189 and encodes 62 amino acids. Gene Ontology annotation, cellular component: nucleosome. Lineage: Eukaryota; Perkinsozoa; Perkinsida; Perkinsidae. Gene Ontology annotation, molecular function: structural constituent of chromatin; protein heterodimerization activity; DNA binding. The transcript has 2 exons. Gene Ontology annotation, biological process: nucleosome assembly. The record is from RefSeq and is a predicted model, not a curated record.